CAUACGCGACACUGAACGAGUUCCUGCGUCGACGUUCGGUCGCCAUGUUGUGAGGUUUUUAGGUAACGUUAGUGAGCACGUGGAAAGUGUGCUUAGUUAUUUGGAAAAUUUGAUGAGGAAACCGCUUAAUUCUGUGCAGAAUAAGUGCUAGACAAUCAACUAAGACUUUUAUUUCAUUAAAUACACCAAUAUAUAAACCUAACAAGGCGGUGGUCCUGUAUCUGUUGUUGCCAUGAUGGAGGUUUCUACAAAAGCAGUUAACCGUGGAUCGUCCAAGCAAUGGCUCCGUCCAGAUCACAGUUGUUAGCUGCGAGUAUAUUGUUAAUCCCAACAAUAGCGUGUAUUUACUGGUACAAAAAGAAGAGAAGUGGCGCACGAAGUGACCCUGGUGACCAGGAAUCGGCAGCUAAAACUGACGUUUCCAUUGACACUAAUAGAAGUUUAUCCAUACCUCUGGAUAUUGAGCAAAACUCGUCGAGAAGAAUCUCAGUAGAGCCAUAUCCCUCCGCACCCUGUGCUAUAGCUGACACACCUUCAAAACUUUCGAGCGUAGAAGGAAGUCCAAGUAGGAACUUCAGCCGUUCCUAUUCUGCCCCAAUUCCAAUUGUCCUGCCUAAAGAACUUCGUUCAACCAGAAACCUGAAUAUUUCUGACGAAGAGUUGGACCUUCAUAUUGAAAAACUCAAGUCUUCAGUGGUCAACACAGAUCCCUUCGAACUUAUUAAUCAAGGAAAAAUUACAAAUUGCCAAUCCCCCUCAAAACCAAGAAGUUCUUUUUCUUCUCCCAGCCAACAACUUUCAGUCAGUACUUCACCUGUUAAAGGGAAAGAUUUGCUGAAGGAACUUUUGACACCUACAACAGUUGCUACCUGUGAAGAAGAAUCAACUGUAGACAACCAGGAAGUUGUUCAAGGAAUUUCAAACAGUGUAAGCUUUGAUAAACCUGGAAACGCCGAAACGAUAGUAGAUUUAAUUGAACAGGAAUCUUCAAACGGCGACAUCUUUGAAAAACCUGAAACAAUAAUUGUCCAAAUAGUGGAAGAAAUAGUUGAACAGGCACUUUCAAAAUUAGAAAGCAUUGAGGCAAUUGAUACGAUAGUCGACAAAGAGGUCGAAGAAAUCAUUGCUAAAAAAGAUACCCAUCAAGGAACAGUUUCACCUGUUGCAAUCCUCGAAAUUAACCAAUCUUUGAACAUUGAAGAGUCUAUAAUACAAACUGAUUCUAACACUGACAAAAUGACUUCUACAAGUAAUAAUAUAAUUUCUGGUAAUGCAGAAAAGGUUCAAGAAGUAACCACCAAUUCUACCCAAGUGUCUCCUUCAGUCUGUACCGAAAAGGUUGACGAAAUAAAUCUUAACAAUGCAGAAGCAAAAACUGUUGAGGAUUGCAUGACUGGAAAUGACUUAGAUGAAACUCUUACUGAAGAAAAACUUAACGCUGUGGGUAAUAUACCUAGUUUUGAUGAGGACAUGCCCAGUUCUGCUGAAGAAAGACCCAGUUCUGCUGAAGAAAGGCCCAGUUCUGCUGAAGAAAGGCCCAGUUCCGCUGAAGAAAGGCCCAGUUCCGCUGAAGAAAGGCCCAGUUCCGCUGAAGAAAGGCCCAGUUCCGCUGAAGAAGGACCUAGUUCCGCUGAAGAAGGACCUAGUUCAGGUGAAGAAAGACCCAGUUCCGCUGAAGACAGACCUACUUCAGCUGAAGAAAGACCCAGCUCUGCUGAGGAAAGACAGAACUCUGCUGAACCUGUACCUGGUCCCAGUACAGGUGCUAUUCCCAAACAGAAGAAAAAAAGGAAAUUCAGAAAACUCAAUUGUGAUUUGAAUUAUGUAGGAGCCAAACUUAUGAAUGAAAACCAGAAAAAAUUCACUAACAAAGCACCUAAAAAGAAUGAACAAACAAACAAACAAAGCAGAAAUGAUAGUGGAUGUGAAAGAGAAGAUACACAUCCCCACAACAGCAGAAGACAAUCUGCUAAUCCAAGUCCUGAUGCGAUGCUUUUUGUUAGCUCUUCUCUAAGCAGUUUAAAUGAAAGUGAGAAUUCUCAUGAUAGCGGAAAAGGUUGCAGUGAUGAAAUCACCACCCCUCCACCACAACCAGAGCUGUCCACUAAGGCCGAAGCAGAAUCUGGACCAGAACCUGAAUCUGAAGCAGAAGCUGCAGCUGCAGGAAACGUUAAAUCUUUCUAUGAAUUCUUACUAAACAAGGAUCUAGUGGGCAAACUUAUCGGAAAAAGAGGAUGUUUCGUUAAUUUGAUUUAUACAAAAACUAAUGCUCAUGUUAUUGUAAAGGACCAUCCUCAAGACAAGAAAAAUAAAAUUUGUAUUGUGGAUGGUACCGAAGUAGCAAUAAAGAAAGCUCUGAAAAUGAUCAGACACAGGUUCCCGAAAGAAAAAUUAGAGCAAUUUUUACCGCACGAUAUUACUCGAACAGAACAUUGCUAUACUCCACAGUUGAUGUUGCCUGCUGGGAUAAAUGUGGAAACAUAUAUAAGUUGUAUGGUUAGACCGAAUCACUUAUUCCUUCAGCAACAAUUCCACCCAACUUACCCUCAUUUCAUGCACAUACACAAUACUAUGAAUAAAGACUACGACAGUGAUGAAGCACCACUUUUACCAAUGCCUAUUACAGCGAAUAAUAUGUGUAUAGCCUACACCUUCCAAAGUUGGAAUAGAGCAAUAAUUCUGUCAGUAGAUGAAGAGAAUGAAACCGCUUUUGUUAAGCCCUUGGAUUUCGGUGGAUAUGCUCAUGUACCUUUCUCGAAGUUGAAACAGCUAAGAUCAGAUUUGAUGGGUGUGCCCUUCCAAGCCACAGAAUGUUUCCUAGCAAACAUUGCACCUGUUGGUGGUGAAUGGUGUCAAGAAGCCCACACAUUAGUAUCUAAUUUAACUCGUGGAGUUAUGCUGUACACACAUGUUGUGGCAUUCACAGAAGAUAACAUUCCUUUAGUCAACUGCCAAGUUUUUUGUAACAAUCAGGCAAUAUGGAUAAAUCUAGAACUAGUGAAACAAGGAUAUGCCACAUGGAUCGAAGAAAUUCCAUCCACAUCCACACAGGUUGAAGAAAUUCCAUCCACAUCCACACAGGUUGAUACCAGAACACCUGUAGAGUGUUGAAUGUAUAAAAAAUGUAUGAAAAGAUGUUUUCUAAACAUCAGGUCUUGAAAAAACGAAAUUUUCUGCAGUCUUCAGAUCAUCUAACAGCUCAAUUUUUAUCAGAUUCACUAAACUGAUAUAUUUCAGUUGUUCAUUGUGUAUAUAAAACUCUCAUUAAUUUUUAAACAUUAUUUGAUAUUAAGUUUAGGUAAUCGACUGAUAAUUAAAGUUGAAAGUUGUUAACGAUUUUUAAAUGAUUAUUAGAUUUCUGUUUCGUUUUUUUUUUUUUUUUAUUUGAUUUGCAUAUAUUUAGGUUAAGUAAUUCGAUAUUAGCUCUUGUGAAUAAUAUUAAUAACAAUUGAGAACAUAUAGUCGUGGUCUCAAUCUUAUAUUGUGAUUUUUAGUUUUAGAUUUCAUCGUUACAUAAUGAUUUAUUUUAUGAAUUGAACUACAGUUCUUUUUUGUAUAUUGAGCAAUAUCUUUAGUAGUAUGAUGCUUGUUAGAAGUGUCGGUAAAUUUUACUAGUAUUUAUUUCGUAUUUUAUUGUUUCGUCAAUUUUUACUGUAUAAUUCUAAAACUCUUGGCAUUUACUUAUCAUUUCGAAAACUUAUUUUAGAGGAAGUGUCGAUUCUUCGUUCAGAAUAAUUUAUUUUGAUUUUGCCACUAUGUAUAUUUGUUACUUGAUUUUCGUGAACGGUUCAUUCUGUUGCGUGUAAUUAAUUUACUGGUGGAAAUUUCUUUUGUUCAAAUGAUCAUCGUCCUCUUCAGAUGAUAGAGAUACUGCCAAAAAAAAAAAUAUAUAUUUUUUGAAUUUUGAUAAAUACAGAUUAAUAGACGAUGAAACGUUGGGUACUCGCUUGUACCCAAAUUUAUUUGAACUCCUUGCUACUUAUUCAUGCCUAUCUCAAACAACAGCGCAUAUUGACUUGAUAUAGUCUUCCAGAAAAAUUUAUUCCUAAUUUUGGGUAUACUGAUGUAACUUUGUAAAUAUUGUACCUAAUAUGUUAUGAAAAUAAAGUAGUGUUAGCUGUACAAUGUACAUUGUAUUGGGGUUUUUUCAUAAUGGAAAUAUCUCUGAUAUCUAAGUCUACAACAUAACUGACAAAACUUGGCCUAUUGAAGAAUUAUAUUUUUGCUAGGAAAAUUUUGAUCAAUGCUUUUACUUAUACAUGUAUUUGUUUUUUUUUAUGUUGUUGAUUUAGAUGAUUCUGUUAAUUUAUUCAGUUGUCCUAUUAUUUAAGUUUUUCUGCAUAAGAUUAUUAUUUUCGUGGAAUUGAUAUGGGUAUUGCUUAAGUAUAUUUUCUCUCACUAUUAUGAUGACUAUUGUAAAUACGGAGUUCUUUUAUAUAUUAUAUAUAUACAUUUUUUGACUUAAAAUUAAAUAAUAAAACUUUACUCAAA
Harmonia axyridis is the source of this 4491-nucleotide messenger RNA. Its product is annotated as A-kinase anchor protein 1, mitochondrial-like. The coding region runs from base 280 to 3111 and encodes 943 amino acids. The record is from RefSeq and is a predicted model, not a curated record. Gene Ontology annotation, molecular function: RNA binding. The transcript has 8 exons. Lineage: Eukaryota; Metazoa; Arthropoda; Insecta; Coleoptera; Coccinellidae.